CUCCCUCUGUGGUCUAUAAAGAGCCCUUGCUGCAGCCGUCUGCUUCAUGUAUCUCAGCAUCAUGAAGAGAUUACCCAUCCUGCUGCUGCUGUGCUCGGCGGCUCUGCUCUGCAGUGCUGCUCCAGCUGUGGAGCCGGUGACCUGCAGCGAGGAUGGAGGUGCUGCGGCGGCACGGAUGGCUGCACAUCACAUCGACGAAAACCACGACCACGGAUACAAGUUCAAACUGAAGGAGAUCAAAGGGCACAAGGUGGAAAAGGUUGAUGACGGCUGUGACAUCGAGCUGCAGCUGGACCUUCAGGAGACAACGUGCCACAACAUCAACCCGAAGCACUUUGAGGAUUGUACGAUCCGCAGUGAAAGUCAAAGGGCGGUGGUGGCUAACUGCUCAGUGAGGAUUCAUGUGGCAAACAGUGCCGCAAAAGUCAAAAAUUAUCAUUGUGACACGCGACAAGAGAAAACAAACAGUGAGAUGGCGAGGAUCUGCCCUGACUGCCCCAGUCUGGUCUCACUUCAUGACCCUGAUGGUAUGAAGUCUGUAAAAGCAGCGGUGCAGAGAGUCAACGAGAACGCCACCAACCAGAACUACUACGUCCUGAGGGAAGUUGGACGGAUAAAAAUCGGGUGGAUGAGUAGCACAGGGAUGAACUACUGGGCUGAGAUUGCCCUUGUGGAGUCACAUUGCCGAAACGGUACCAGAAUCGUACCUGAAGCAUGCAGACCCCUCUGCCCUGAUCGAGCUCGUCAUGCUUUCUGCCAGUCAUCUUACUCCAGUUCACAGGGACUCGGGUCUGUUGAGUGUGAUUACUACCCCGCAACGAACUCUACUGCCCUCGGCGAUGGUGAGCAGGAGCCCCUAUGCAGACACCAUCAUGGUCGUGACCAUCAUGGUCACGACCAUGAUGGUCAUGACCAUGAUGGUCAUAGCGGUCGUGGCCCUCCUAACCAUGAUGGCCAUGGUGGUCGUGGCCCUCCUGACCAUGAUGGCCAUGGUGGUCGUGGUGGUCGUAGCCCUCCUGAUCAUCAUGGUCAGGGCCCUCCUGAGCAUCAUGGUCAGGCCCCUGCUGACCAUGAUGGUCAUGGUGGUCGUGGUGGUCAUGCUGAUGGCCCUCCUGACCAAGAAAGGCAGCGUCAUAGGCCCCCAUUCCAUCGCUUCCAUUGCCAUGGAUCGGAUACAGCUAUCCACCCCAUUUGCCCCUGGCCUCAUCCUGAGCCCCGUGGCCCCCGCCUAAAACCAAAGGAAGAGGCCUGAGAAACACACACACGGAAAACAUGUUUGUUACUGACUUCAAGACUUGUACAAGUCUCUAAUGUAAUAUGUGGGAAGUAAGAACAGUUUAAAACACAUUACAAAGUAAUGUCCAAUAAACAAUCAUGGUUUCAA
Molecule: messenger RNA, 1384 nt
Organism: Eleginops maclovinus (Patagonian blennie)
Lineage: Eukaryota; Metazoa; Chordata; Actinopteri; Perciformes; Eleginopidae
Gene: ahsgb
Product: alpha-2-HS-glycoprotein 1
Exons: 7
Coding region: 47-1252 (401 amino acids)
Biological process (GO): negative regulation of endopeptidase activity
Cellular component (GO): extracellular region
Molecular function (GO): cysteine-type endopeptidase inhibitor activity
Source: RefSeq, a predicted model, not a curated record